AUUUUAUUUUUGAGACUUUUUUUUUUCCUUAUAUCCGUUUCAUAUGACAGAUUAAUCCAACGACUCACAUCUUCCAAACACAAAAUCUAGUCCCUUCCUUUCUCCUCUGGCCUCAACCCUCCACCGUCUCUCGCCUCAGUCGCCAAAUCUUCGCCAGAAGUUUCCGAACAUUUCCGGUGUUUUUACACCACACGCGCGCCUGACAUAGAUCCACGCGCUUGUUUCCGACUUCAUUAUGGUCGUUUGCGGUGGGAAGCCUUUGAAGCGGAUGAAGUGUAGAGUCACGGCUGAUUUCUACGAUUUUCUCACGUUUCCAUCCCUUUCAGUCGCUGAAGAAGGAGAUUUCUCCGGUGGACCCUUCCGGACAAACGUGAGAUCUUUUCUAUCAAAGCACGCGCUGCUUCCGCCGCCUUCGGCUCUGCUCCCUCACCUGCUGACGUGGCAGAUCUUGUUCCGAGUCGGUGACCUGACGGACGGCCCGGAAUCGAGUCCAGCGGUGGUUUGUCUAGACGUUUUUGAAGAGGAUGUGGCCAGAUCUAGAUCCGUCUACUGCGAUCAGUGCCGAGUUGUUGGUUGGAGUGGCCAUCCAGUAUGCGGAAAACGUUACCAUUUUAUAAUCAAGGCCGAUGGUACUUCCAUUGGUGGGCACCAAAAGCCAUGUAUGUGCUGUGGAGAUAUAUUGCACUUGUCAGAAUCCAAGUGCAAGUCUUGCAACCAUGUGACAACCACGGUUGAUGUUGAAAACUGGGUCUAUCACCAGUUAGAAAGCACAACUCAUCUUUUACAUGGUGUAGUCCAUGCUAAUGGUUAUGGUCACCUUCUUCGAGUGAAUGGCAGAGAAGGUGGCUCUAAAUUUCUUUCUGGGUGCCAUAUCAUGGACUUCUGGGAUCGCCUCUGCAAGACGCUUGGAGUUAGAAAAGUUAGCGUGAUGGAUGUGUCAAAGAAGUAUGGGUUGGAGUACCGGCUGCUCCAUGCUAUUACAAAAGGACUCCCUUGGUAUGGUGAUUGGGGUUAUCAAUUUGGUUCUGGUAGCUACGGUCUUACACACGAAUCAUACAAGUCUGCUGUUGAAUUCCUUUCCAAUCUGCCCUUGUCCACCUUUCUGUCCCAGAAAUGUGAUAGUCGUGUCCAAGACAUGAUCUCAUAUUACCAGUCUUUGUCAAAGAAGGAGCUUGUAAAUAUAAGGGACUUCUUUAGUUUUUUAAUGGGUUUGAUUCAUGAUGUUCGCAAGACUGCUGCUUCAAAGAAUAUUGAUGACGUCACCUGCAAGAAACGACGUGUGAAUGCUACAGGAGUGCCUUCUUCAUGGACUAAGAGUGACAUUGAAUGCGUGGAGGAGGCCAUGCUCAGAGUGCUGCGAGCUGUGUCUGGGUCCAAUUGGGUGAGCUGGCGUGCUCUAAGGGGCGCUGUGUGCAAGGUGGCCUCUCCAGAACUGCUGGAUUAUUGCCUCAGAGAAUUGGGAGGAAAAGUCGUUCUUGGUGCAAUGGUGAAUACCCGAUGCAAUCCUGUUACUGGCGCUUUUGAGUACAGACUGGAGACAGGGAACAAUUCUCGCUUUGGACUUGCAAGCAAUCUUUCUUCAGGCCCAAAGCAUCCAUCUGAAGUGAGUCUUCUACAUGACUUGAGGUACUUGUAUAAUUCUCUUCUUCAUCCUCAGAUGAUGUUGAGCUAUGUUCCAGAGGAGACAAGGGCAAUUGCCAUGAGUUCUGCUCAGAAACUUAUCGACUGCAAGCAGUUUGUAAAGGAUUAUAAACCUGAGAUGUUGCCACUGACAAGCCCCUCUAAGAUACGCUUCUCAUGUCAAAUAGAACUAGAAGAUGAAUCUGAAGAAUUUUCCGCGCACAUUCCGCCAGAAUUAGUUAUCCUCCCUGUAAAUGCUACCGUGUCUGACCUCAAAAUUGAAGCGGCAAAUGUUUUUCAAGAUGUAUAUGUCAUGUUUAGAGGACUUCAAAUUGAUGAGAUACUUGGCUAUAAUGUCGAAGAUUCCUCCCAGGCCAAGCACUUGUCAGGAUCUAUGAUCAACGCAGUCCGGCUGCGGGGAAGAUGCAUUGGCAAGAAUGAGUUGAACGAAUUCCAAAUGGAGCGGGGCAUUGGGAAGUGGACUGUGGACUGCAGCUGUGGGGCCAAGGACGAUGAUGGGGAGAGAAUGUUGGCUUGUGAUAUAUGUGGGGUGUGGAGACACACAAGGUGUUCUGGUAUUCAUGAUAUAGAUCCUGUUCCUGCACGGUUUGCUUGUCCAAGGUGCCAAAGCUGUGAUGCCAAACUCAAAUCCAGUGGACCCUGCGAGGGUGUGAUUGUGAAUAAGAACUGCUUUGGAAACUGCUUGCUUGUGUCAUCUGAUGUUCGUUGAGGCACAGACACCAAGUGUAUAAAUGAUCUUGUUUCUAUGGAGUCUGAAGUGGCCUGGAAAGAAAAACUUGUACAUAACAGAUGGGCCUAAAAUAUGGCGCCGGAUUCAGGCAGGUGGGUUGGCUUUUCAGAUGCGGCCCACGUUUUUGUAUAUAUGUCUAACUAGACCGACGUAAACUUCUGUUAUCUAUAUGUGAUGUCAAAACGCUAAGAGAAGCCUAUGAAUAGUGCAGUUCAGUUCCUUGGUAUGUGUGGGGGGGACUUGUUCUGCUUGCUUACCACCCAGGAAAACACCCCCCGGGCGUUAUUGGUGGGGGUGGGGAAUUUCUUUGGGGUUUAGGUAGUUAAGAUGACAACAGGAAUAAGUUGCUCUACCAUAACUGGCCGAAGCAGAGAUGCUUGUGUUGAGAAUCAAUCCAAUUGUCAGUAUCAA
Messenger RNA from Neltuma alba, 2782 nucleotides. RefSeq names its product PHD finger protein At1g33420. The coding region runs from base 236 to 2350 and encodes 704 amino acids. The transcript is spliced from 5 exons. Lineage: Eukaryota; Viridiplantae; Streptophyta; Magnoliopsida; Fabales; Fabaceae. The record is from RefSeq and is a predicted model, not a curated record.